AGUCGCUCAUCUACUCGCGAGCAGAUCGAUGCAACGCGUCGUCUAUAUCAGUCCGCGUACGCGUUCAAAAUGCGACGUGAUAUCAUCGAAACAUUGAUUCGUUAUCAAAUACUUUUGAUCUAUUGAACAAGUAUUUAAGAAUUCUUGUCAGAAGAAUCAUCCUGCAUUUCUAUUAAUACUACAUUUAUUAAUGGUUUAGUCAAAGUAGAUGCCCUUGAUCGAGUAAUUAAUAGCGCGAUACAAGUUUUCCUUCGGACGAUUUCCACCCGGUAAUUUGAAAAUGUUUCGUAACGCGAAGAAGUAUAAAGAAUUAAAAUGAAGUCGGAAGACGUUCGAAUUUGAGCCGCGAUUGUGAAAACCUAAAUUAUUACUCUGAUCGUUAGUUGAUUUAAAAAAAAAAAAACGGAAUGGGGAAGUUUUGUUCGUGUUUCUCAAGAUUUCGAGCGGUCUUCAGGCCGCAGACCGUGACGGACAGUCCUUUGAAGCCGAUAUGUACCAAACCGGAGUGUCUUCCACGGCCACCUGCCGCGGCCAAUUCAGGGGAGGAUUUCGGCGUGCCAGUUCUGACGAUCACCGACGUGGAUCUAUGCGUCGCCGAGAAUGGCGCGAACCACAGAACGUCGAGAUACGAUUUGAUGACCCGACAGGAUGACAAGUCUAGGCUGGUCGUCAGAAGGGGGCAGGAGUUUUAUUUGCACCUGAGCUUGUCCAGGGAUUACGAGCCAAGCAUCGACGGUAUGUCCAUAGUUUUCACGGUCGAUGGGAUCGACAGGCCUGAGUAUGGCCACGGAACCCUCGUCGCGGUACCAGUCCUUUACCCUGGAGAACCGUUUGACGGCCCCUGGCGAGCCAUCAUCGACGCGAUCCAACCCAAUUUCAUGCGACUGAAGAAUAACUCACUCNGUUCAGAAUCGGACGAAGAACGAGCUGCCAUGUUAAAAGCGCUGCGUCAAAGUCAAUCGCUGUUCAGUCGAUACUAUCUUAACGAAGAAUUCAAUGAUAUCAUGUUCAACUUCGAACUUCGUGACGAUAUUAUAAUCGGCCAGCCAUUCAGCGUGGUGUUGUUGAUUAAAAAUAGAAGCAACUACAACGAGUACCGAGUCUCGGUGAUCUUAAGGGUGGAAACGGUGCUGUACACCGGCCGGGUCGGCGACCCAGUGAAAAGAUUAAAUAUCGAUCGACUGGUGAAACCCGGAGUCCUCGAGGAGGCGCGUAUGGAGGUUUCCUGGGAGGAGUACGGUCCGCGAUUAUUGAAUCAGUGCGCGUUCAACAUCGCCUGUUUAGCUACCGUUAAGGACACCAAUUACGAGUACUUCGCGCAGGACGAUUUUCGCGUGAGGAAGCCGGACAUUAAAAUCAUGGUAAAUUCACCAGACGACAACGGGGCGGUGAUGGGAAAUUGGUCGGACGACUUCGGGGGUGGCACGCCGCCGACCAAAUGGUUGGGUUCGCAGAAGAUUCUACAGCAAUACUAUAAGACCAAGAAGCCGGUUAAAUACGGCCAAUGUUGGGUGUUCUCCGGAGUAUUGGCUACCGUGUGUCGCACAUUGGGCCUCCCUUGCCGGGUCGUGACUAAUUAUGCGAGCGCCCACGAUACCCAGAGCAGCUUGACGGUCGAUUACUUCGUUGAUGCCGAGGGGAAGAUCAUGGAAGAGCUUAACAGCGAUUCGAUAUGGAAUUUCCAUGUAUGGAACGAGGUGUGGAUGAAGAGAUUGGAUUUGUCGUCGGACGAGUCAGGUUGGCAAGCGAUCGAUGCUACUCCGCAGGAAUUGAGCGAGGAUGCUUACCGUUGUGGACCAGCUUCGGUAGCGGCAGUAAAAAGGGGCGAAGUCCUCCGACCAUACGACAACGCUUUCCUCUUCGCCGAGGUGAACGCGGACAAAGUUUUCUGGCGGUACAACGGACCGACGCAACCGCUUAAGUUAAUACGAAAGGACGUAUACGGCAUUGGACAAUUCAUUAGCACGAAAGCGGUUGGCAGAUGGGCGAGGGAGGACAUCACUCAUAAUUAUAAAUACCCAGAGAAAUCGGACGAAGAACGAGCUGCCAUGUUAAAAGCGCUGCGUCAAAGUCAAUCGCUGUUCAGUCGAUACUAUCUUAACGAAGAAUUCAAUGAUAUCAUGUUCAACUUCGAACUUCGUGACGAUAUUAUAAUCGGCCAGCCAUUCAGCGUGGUGUUGUUGAUUAAAAAUAGAAGCAACUACAACGAGUACCGAGUCUCGGUGAUCUUAAGGGUGGAAACGGUGCUGUACACCGGCCGGGUCGGCGACCCAGUGAAAAGAUUAAAUAUCGAUCGACUGGUGAAACCCGGAGUCCUCGAGGAGGCGCGUAUGGAGGUUUCCUGGGAGGAGUACGGUCCGCGAUUAUUGAAUCAGUGCGCGUUCAACAUCGCCUGUUUAGCUACCGUUAAGGACACCAAUUACGAGUACUUCGCGCAGGACGAUUUUCGCGUGAGGAAGCCGGACAUUAAAAUCAUGGUCGAGAACGCGCCGGAAGUCGGUAGAACACUGAAUGCCACGGCAAGAUUUAAAAAUCCACUACCGAUUCCACUGAGGAAGGGUAGAUUUUUGAUCGAAGGACCUGGACUAGACGAGCAACUGAAGAUUAAAUUGUCAGAGCCCGUGGAGGUUGACGGGUACGCGGAAUGUUCCUUCUCCAUGAUGCCAAAGUUCGAAGGCCGAGCGACGAUAGCUGCUAAAUUUUAUUCGAAGGAGCUCGAAGACGUCGACGGAUUCAUCAACUUCAUGGUGAAUCCAGCAGAGCCUAUCGCGAACGGCGAAUAACGCGAGAAGCUCGGUGCAAAGCAAAUCAAUGCAAAAGUGUGUUCGUAGAUUUUUUGGAAAGCUUUAUUUUUUUUAAAUCGCGUUAUUUUUGUACGAAAUAAAUGUUUGACAAUUGACUGCCUUCUCUAA
Ceratina calcarata is the source of this 2912-nucleotide messenger RNA. Its product is annotated as annulin. Gene Ontology annotation, biological process: peptide cross-linking. Bases 408 to 2783 code for a protein of 791 amino acids. Gene Ontology annotation, molecular function: protein-glutamine gamma-glutamyltransferase activity. The record is from RefSeq and is a predicted model, not a curated record. The transcript is spliced from 10 exons. Lineage: Eukaryota; Metazoa; Arthropoda; Insecta; Hymenoptera; Apidae.